GCAAACAUGUUCCAACUGUUCAUACAAAGGAUUGCAUAAGUCACACAUUGUGUUUCCACAAAACUUUCCCCACAAUUUGCUGCUGCUCAGCAUGUACUUCACUUAGUUUCCUCUAAUUAAAACUUGCAAACAGAAAAGCUUUCCAGUGCUAAGAGACUCAUGUGCUUUCCUGGAGAUUUGGAGCCACGUGUUCCAGGAACAGCUGGGUACACCACACCGAUACAAUAUAAAGGCAAUGUCAAUCACCUUCUCUCACUUUUUAAUAGCUCCCCUCCAUGGUUCUCAGUCUCCAUCAAUAGAAAUUUAAGAUUAAAGAACUUUACUAUCUUUCAAGUACAGUUUAAUCCAUUAAGAUGGAUCUCCUUCAUAGCAAUGGCGUGCUUAUCAUUCAGCAUUUACAGAGGGACUACAGGGCUUACCAGGAUUUCCUUAACUUUAUGUCACAUGUUGGCGAUCCCCGGAAUAUAUUCUCAAUUUAUUUUCCUCUUUGGUUUCAGCUCAACCAAGUGGUUGGUACUAAAAUGAUAUGGGUGGCAGUCAUUGGUGAUUGGUUCAACCUCAUAUUUAAAUGGAUUUUAUUUGGGCAUCGCCCAUACUGGUGGGUGCAAGAAACAAUGAUUUAUCCCAAUCAGUCAAGCCCAUGCCUUGAACAGUUUCCUAUAACAUGUGAAACUGGACCAGGAAGCCCAUCUGGACAUGCCAUGGGAUCUUCCUGUGUCUGGUAUGUAAUGGUCACAGCAGCUCUUAGCUACACAGUCAGAUGGAAAGAUAAAUCAGCAGUUACCCUUCACAGACUGACAUGGUCAUUCCUCUGGAGUAUUUUUUGGAUUAUCCAGAUCAGUGUGUGCAUCUCGAGAGUAUUCAUAGCAACACAUUUCCCUCAUCAAGUUAUUCUUGGAGUAUUUGCUGGCAUUCUGGUGGCAGCAGCAUUUGAGCACACCCCUGCUAUUCAGACAGCGAGCUUGAGAAUGUACAUCAAGACAAACUUGUUUCUUUUCAUCUUUGCCCUUGGCUUUUAUCUAGUCCUCAAACUUCUUGACAUUGACUUGCUGUGGUCUGUUCCAAAGGCCAAGAAGUGGUGUGCCAACCCAGACUGGAUAAACAUUGACACAACUCCCUUUGCUGGACUGGUGAGGAAUUUAGGUGCACUCUUUGGCUUAGGUCUUGGAAUUAAUUCUGAAAUGUUCAUCACAAGCUGCAAAGGUAAAAAUAGCUGUAAGAUAAGUUUUCGCAUAUUGUGUAUAGCUGCUUCUUUAGCUACACUGCAGCUGUAUAAUUUCAUUAAGAUACCUACUCAUACUGAGUAUUUGUUCUACAUUUUCUCUUUUUGUAAGAGUGCAGCUAUGCCUCUGACUGUAGUUGCCUUGGUUCCAUACUGUGUCCACUCAUUAAUGAGGACAACUGAAAAGAAACUUAAUUAGAUAAAGUUUUCAAAUGGUUAGCGAUGUGGGGAUGGAUAUGAACUGUUCAAGAACCCUUCACAAAGGCAGUUUUGCUAACUCAUUUUAACCAAGGAGGAUGCCACUGCAUCUUUGAUGUGCUCCUGGUAAGUAACCAGCACAUCCAAAAUCAGUACAUUCAAGAAUGACUUUGGCAGCUCAGAAAUAUUAAUUGCUGAUUUUAUUCCUAGAAAUAUUGCAACCACACUGCAGUAUGGUUAGAAAUGACCCAAUACUCUGGGUCAUAACAAAGUUUUAAAGUAUAAUCAACUAAUUUUAUUUAGCUACCUUGUGGUCUUUUAGUUCUGUCCAUCUCCAACUAGAUGGUGCUUCAAGCCUCGGUUGUACAUAGUGAUACUCAAUAUUUAAUUUUUUUAUAUAUAGAUACUGUGUGUUAAACUGCUAGAUAAUGGUGUGACAGUAUCACACCACCUACAACUGUACAGCUGUACCCAGGCACUGUGAAAAAGGCCAGCAUAAUUAUAAACAAGGCUUUAGAUUUAACUUAUUGAGCUUCCUGAGCAAAACAGCUUCUGAUUAGGCCAGAUGAGAAAAAAAUAAAAGUUUAUUUCAA
This is a messenger RNA of Athene cunicularia (burrowing owl), 2013 nucleotides long. RefSeq names its product glucose-6-phosphatase catalytic subunit 2 (gene G6PC2). Gene Ontology annotation, cellular component: membrane. Gene Ontology annotation, molecular function: glucose-6-phosphatase activity. Lineage: Eukaryota; Metazoa; Chordata; Aves; Strigiformes; Strigidae. The transcript is spliced from 5 exons. The coding region runs from base 354 to 1421 and encodes 355 amino acids. Gene Ontology annotation, biological process: glucose 6-phosphate metabolic process; gluconeogenesis. The record is from RefSeq and is a predicted model, not a curated record.